AUGAAAUAAAAUAAUUUAAAAGUUUAUUGUAGAGUAAUUGGUUUGAAAGAAAGUGAUAUUUAAAGAGGAGCUAUUGAUUCAUUAGAGAUGAAUGAAGAUGGAAUUAAAAUGAUGAAUUAGGAUUUUAAAUUUAGUUAAAUUGUGAAAGAUUAAUAAUUAGAAUUAAAUAAUGAAGUUAAAGAACAAGAUUAAUGGUUUAUUACUUAUGGUGAAUGUUCCGUAUAAAUUAUUUAUUAAUUUUAGUCUGGGAAAACUACUGCUAUGUUUAGGGAGAAUGGGAUUAUUUAAAAAAUUGGUGAGCUUUACAUUAAUAAUCAAAAAGAAAAAGAUGUUUCAAUUUGUAUGAUUGAAAUAAGAGGGAAUUAAAUCAUUGAUUUGUUUAAUUAAUAGUAAGUGAAAUUGAUUGAAUCAAAUGAGAGUUUUAAUUGCUAGAACUUAAAAAAAGUAACUAUAUAGAAUACAGAUUAAUAUAUAUAAAUUAUCAAUUAAGGUUAUCAGAAUAGAACUUAAUAAAAUGGUAGAAUGAAUAACCUUUCAACAACAUAUCCAUUAGUAGUAAAAUUGGAUUUUGGAAAUUAUGCCAUUCAAUUUGUUGAUUUAGUGGGUUCUCAAAAAGCAUUAAAUUGUACACCUCAAAUUUUAAAAGAAAGUAUAAAUAAUCUUAUUUUUAAGUAUCAUUCAAUAAUACAGCAUUGAGUUAGAUUGAAUGUAUUUUAAACACUAAAAAUGAAACUUAAAGAUUAUUAUUAUGCAAUGGAAAUUUAGUUAGUAAAGUAUUAAAAAAUGCUUUUCGUAACAGUUCUUUGACAAAUUUGAUAGUAUGUGUAUCAGCUGCAAAUAUUUAUGAAAAGGAAACAUUCAGAAUAUUGUAAAAAAUUUAAAGAUUAUGA
Paramecium sonneborni is the source of this 890-nucleotide messenger RNA. The record is from the annotation of a GenBank genome assembly. Lineage: Eukaryota; Ciliophora; Oligohymenophorea; Peniculida; Parameciidae.